UCAAGGUACACACAAAAAUCUAUCCGUUACCAUUGAUUUAUUCUCUCCUAUUUCUUCUUUGGCUCUGGAAUCUUUAGGCAACUCUGACUGCAUGAGAAUUUCAAAGGUUAUUCUUUCUGAUGCCAAUGUGUCGGGUGAGGGGGAGCACAAGAUAAUGUCGUACAUUCGCUUGCAAAGAAAUCUACCAGGGUUUGACCUGAAUACACCACAUUGCUUGUAUGGGUUGGAUGCUGACUUGAUCAUGUUAGCACUAGCUACUCAUGGAAUGCAUUUUGCAAUUCUUAGAGAGAGAAUAUCAAAAUGGGAGAUGAUCGAGGUUGAUCCGUUGCCAAUUACUCAAUCUAAUAAUAGAUGCAAGGGCCGAUGUCGGCCUCAUGGGACUGAUUCAUUACCAAAAGGUAUAAUCCGUGAGACCUCCAACUUAGAGAUGCGACAUUAUGGUGUUUCCCAAAGAAAAAGGUGUGUGAAACAAAUGCAAAUUUCAAUUGGCGAUGGAACCAAAACUGAAUUUCCUUCAUUGUUAUAUACGGAUUAUUAGAUGCCUGUGUUGCUUUUUGCCAUCUAUGGGUGGCGAUAAAAAUAAGAAAAAUGAAAGAACCGUCUGCUAAUGUCUUGUUAAAUGGACUCUUCGAGCAGUUAGUCAUCACGUGUAGUUGCACAAACAAUCUCCAUUGGCAUAUACAGUACACAUGUACAAAAUCCUAACUGCUCUUCUGGUGCACCCCACCUUGAAUGGGCAUUCAGCCAAAAGUAUACCAAUUAGGCAAAAUCUUAAUUAGAUUAUAGAUUUCAGCUCCAUUGAUCAAGUGGGCCAUGAAUGUAUGAGAAGAUGGUUAGAAAAGAAGGUAACAAACCCUCUAUAUGCAACAAACAUGUGUCACGGGCCAGGUCAUGUUAACAGUUCUCGUACCUAAAGAGCCAGGAUUAUGCACAUGUGCGACAUUAGCACAUAUGCAGCAAAUCACCUCAUUAGUAUUACCAUGUUAUUUUUCCGGCACUUCGUAUUGAUUUCUUUUAAUAUUUUUGAAUCAGGGGAACAUGAAAGC
Molecule: messenger RNA, 1046 nt
Organism: Magnolia sinica
Lineage: Eukaryota; Viridiplantae; Streptophyta; Magnoliopsida; Magnoliales; Magnoliaceae
Product: 5'-3' exoribonuclease 2-like
Exons: 4
Coding region: 92-538 (148 amino acids)
Biological process (GO): nuclear-transcribed mRNA catabolic process
Cellular component (GO): nucleus
Molecular function (GO): RNA binding; 5'-3' RNA exonuclease activity
Source: RefSeq, a predicted model, not a curated record